Molecule: messenger RNA, 3840 nt
Organism: Liolophura sinensis
Lineage: Eukaryota; Metazoa; Mollusca; Polyplacophora; Chitonida; Chitonidae
Exons: 5
Coding region: 2384-3355 (323 amino acids)
Source: RefSeq, a predicted model, not a curated record
GUAUAUUAAUUUAUAGACAGGUAUAAACAUAGCUCAGUUUGUUUAAUGUAAGUAAAACAUUGGAAACAGACGUAGAUAAACAUUAACUUCUGACUGGAACGUAGUUUUAUUUCGGCCAUAGUCUUAUAUCACGUAGGCAUAGAAAUAUAAAAGUUUCACUCUGGGACGAUUCUCGCGAGUGUUAGCACUUGUAUCAAUAUACAACCGAUAACAAAGGAGACAGUUAUACACCAACCAUCAAAGUUUAUUGUGUGUCAGAAGAGAGGUAAAUAUCCUGUGCUCCAGUUACCUUGUGACGAGUAUAAACUGUGUCAGGACAAAUACCCCGUGAUGGUAUUUGUUUUCAUAUUUAUCACACUCUUACAUGUCGCAGCGGAUGUUUACCAUCUUCCAAGUAACCUGUUCGUGACCGGAAAAUCUUUUUGGAGUCAAGUGCGUAUUUACCGUAUAUAAGGUAACAAGGUGUAUUACGGGGGCUGAGAUUCACGGCCUGUGAGGCCAACGAGAUUUAAAGCGUAAGAAGAUGGCAAGUAAAAAGGCGUUGACAGUUUAAAGAGGUGGCCAAGGUUUUACAGUAUAAAUCGACGUCCGAGGCUGACAGUAUAUAGAAAUUAAAAGUAUGAAGAAAUCCGUGCAGUUGACGAAGUGCCAGAGGUUGACAAUAUAUAGAGGUCACAGAAAAAGACAGUGUAAAGAGAUGACCGAGGUUGAAAACGGAAGAGGUGGUCAAGGACAGUGUAAAUAGAGGAUAGAGUUUCACAUAAUAAACAGGUGAUUGCGACUAUAGAGAGGUGGCUGUAGUUGACAGUAAAAAUAGGUGCUGGAGUUGAUAGUAUGAAGAGAUGCCGGAAGUUGACAAUACAAGGAGGCUAAUAAAUUUGACAAUAAAUGAGGCGACCAGAGAUUAUAGAGGUCACCGCAGUUAACAGUGUAAAGGUAACCAAUGUUGACAAUGAGGUGUCCGAGGUAGACAGUACUAAAGGGUGACAGUUUCACAUUAAAAGAGGUAACUGAUGUUGACGUUAUUAAGACGUGACUUAGGCUAACAUGAGAUGACUGAGGUUGACAGUAUAGAGGUAACUGAUGUUGACGUUAUUAAGACUUGACUGGGGCUAACAUGAGAUGACUGAGGUUGACAGUAUAGAGGUGACGGAGGUUGACAUUAUUAAGAGAUCACUGAGGUUGACAUUAUUAAGAGAUGACUGAGGUUGACAGUAUAGAGGUGAAUGAGGUUGACAUUAUUAAGAGGGUGACAUCAUUAAGAGGUGAGGGAGGUUGACAGUAUAGAAGUGACGGAGGUUGACAUUAUUAAGAAGUGAUGGAGGUUGACAUUAUUAAAAAGUGACGGAGGAUGACAUUAUUAAGAGGUGAGGGAGGUUGACAUUAUUAAGAGGUGAGGGAGGUUGACAUUAUUAAGAGAUGACUGAGGUUGACAUUAUUAAGAGAUGACUAAGGUUAACAGUAUAGAAGUGAUGGAGAGUGACAUUAUUAAGAGGUGAGGGAGGUUGACAUUAUUAAGAGAUGGCUGAGUUUGCCACUAUAGAGGUGACGGAGAUUGACAUUAUUAAGAGGUAACAGAGAUUGACAGUAUUAAGAGAUGGCUGAGGUUGACAGUAUAAAGGUGACGGAGAUUGACAUUAUUAAGAGGUGACGGAGAUUUACAUUAUUAAGAGGGGACAGAGAUUGACAUUAUUAAGAGGUGACUGAGGUUGACAGUAUAGAGGUGACUGAGGUUGACAUUAUUAAGAGAUGACUGAGGUUCACGUUAUUAUGUGGUGACUGAGGUUGACGUUAUUAAGAGAUGACUGAGGUUGACGGUAUAGAGGUGACGGACGUUGACAUUAUUAAGAGAUCAGGGCGGGUUGACAUUAAUAAGAGAUGACUGAGGUUGACGGUAUAGAGGUGACGGAGGUUGACAAUAUUAAGAGAGGACUGAGGCUGACAUUAAGAGAGGACUGAGGCUGACAUUAUUAAGAAGUGACUGAGGUUGACAGUAUGGAGGUGACUGAGGUUGGCAUUAUUAAGAAAUGACUCAGGUUGACAGUACAGAGGUGACGGAAGUUGACAUUAUUAUGUGGUGACUGAGAUUGACGUUAUUAAGAGAUGACUGAGUUUGACAGUAUAGAGGUGACUUGGUUGACAAUAUUAAGAGGUGACUGAGGUUGACAGUAUUGAGGUCACGGAGGUUGACACUGUUAAGAGGUGACUUCAGUUGUUAGUGUUGAAAGCUGAUGGAAUGAAGGACAUCCGUUGACAGCAGAACACACGUAUGAACAAGUGACCAUUAGACCCAUGUACCAGUCCUGUAGAUCUGACGGCUGUGACGAAUAAGAAGAAAACUUUUACCUCACCGAAUUACCCGGACAAAUACCCGAAUAAUGCGAUGUGUGUGUGGCGAAUCUCAGCGGCAUCAACCGAUGAUGUCAUCAAAGUGGAGGUGGAGAAUUCCAAACUGGAGAAACAGUUUGGGGCAUACGGUUGUGCUUUUGAUUAUGUGGCGGUUUAUGAUGGAUUAGGGACAUUCCACAAGAAGCUGGGCCAGUGGUGUGGUGACUCGAAGCCCUCUUUCGUCAGCUCAGGGAGCACCAUUACCGUUGUGUUUCACAGCGACAGAUCCUAUGGUACUUCCGGUUUUGAGAUAUCGUAUGUGUCCGGACCUGCAGAAAAUUUUCGGGAAGACGCACGGUCGAGCCGCGGGAUAACAACGAUGGGUAUGAUAGGUUACCUGGUGCUGGUUCUGGCUAUCCUCUGCGGUUCCAUGUUAGCCAUUCGCGUCGUUCUCAACAAAAUCCGCUGGUGUAAAUGUAUGGAGAGGCCACGCCAACGGGCCAGUUCUAUAUUCAUACGACGGCAGAGAAGAACUGCUUCCCAUCAAACCAGGAGGUCGUCUACUGCCAGGGAUAUAUUCGUUUUGCCCGUGUACCCGCCCUCGUACGAGGAAUGUAGGAGAGAUUUGGACGGGUCACCCCCACCAUAUUCUGCUAUAGAAUUAACUCCGGUGACUCCGAUUCCGGAGACAUCACCGCAAGUUGUUCAUGACAAUCCAGCUUUUGACUUGGACAGGGGGUUAGAGUUGUCGCCCCCUCCACCGUACGAGGAGACAUCUGCUGAUAUUCAGGGCUAUGUUCAAAGUGCCGCCAACGGCAAUGCUCACCUUUCCAACAACGACAUUGUUGAAAGUUCCAACAACGCCAGCGUUCGAAGUUUCAACCAAGACAAUAUUCAAAGCUCUAACAAUGACAAUGUUCAAAGAUCCAAUAAUGGUAAUGUCGAAAGUUCAAGCAAUGUUGCUACUACCACUAACUCAUCAUCAGAUACGGGAACCCCUGCUCAUGGCGACACCGAUGUAGUAUAAUUGUAUUGUGAUCUCUUUUGAAAUCAAGGUCACAUUUGCAUUUUUUACUAUGAAUUUCCCCUAGUAAAGUUCCAAACGGAAGCUCCAAAAGAAAAUGUUAUUCCCUAAACGAUAUUAUCCUGAAAAGAGUCUCUGUAGGGAUCAGAUCUUUCCGAUCUGUUCUUCAUGUGCAGAAUUCGUACAAUACUGGCGGAUAACAUCAGUGAAAGAUAUGAGCAUACCUUGUUGAGGAUCAAUUACACUUAAUUCUUGUGCUAUUGGCGUUGCAUUACUUGACGCAAACGGAAAUCUUUUUGACGAUGUCAACAUCUUUGUGUACAGAAAAACCUCUGCAUUAGGAGGCAAUAGUGUUCAACGGUCUAUGAGGAAGGGGUUUCGUAUAAAUGUGACAGCUCAUUCUGUGGAAUUUCCCUUUCAAAUGAGUUUUCCGCCAAAUAUAUGGACGAAUAUACAGAUUAUGCGCAAUCCAUACCUGAUAACUUUCA